This is a messenger RNA of Eptesicus fuscus (big brown bat), 1494 nucleotides long. RefSeq names its product G protein-coupled receptor 19 (gene GPR19). Bases 214 to 1467 code for a protein of 417 amino acids. Gene Ontology annotation, cellular component: plasma membrane. The transcript has 3 exons. The record is from RefSeq and is a predicted model, not a curated record. Lineage: Eukaryota; Metazoa; Chordata; Mammalia; Chiroptera; Vespertilionidae. Gene Ontology annotation, molecular function: G protein-coupled receptor activity. Gene Ontology annotation, biological process: G protein-coupled receptor signaling pathway.
UGCUACUCUAAUUCAGCCCUGUCUGAGGCCUAGGGAUGAGGAAGCGGGCUGUGAGCCAAGGGAAAGGCAGAGGACAGAUAUGAAUGUGUUCCCAAGCUUUCCUGGUGGCUUAUGGCAUUCUCCAAACUCCCAUGCAAGGGCUAUUGCUGACCAAGAAGACCCAAGGAGACUGGCUCUAAGAUCAAGUCCGGAUGGAGAACUAAGAGGGAAAAAAUGAAUAUGGUUUUUGCUCACAGGAUGGAGAACAGCAAGCCGCCUGUGGUUAUUCCGACACUUCUGGUGCCCCUCCAAAACCACAGCUGCCCUGAAACAGCCACCCCUGCGCCACGCCAUGACCUGGCGGAAUUAUAUGAGGAGCACAGCUGGAUGAGCAACAGAACAGACCUGCAGUAUGGACUGAAACCCGGGGAAGUGGCCACAGCCAGCAUUCUGUUUGGGACCCUGUGGUUGUUUUCUGUCUUUGGCAAUUCCCUGGUCUGUUUGGUCAUCCAUAGGAGUCGAAGGACUCAGUCCACCACCAACUACUUCGUGGUCUCCAUGGCGUGUGCCGAUCUUCUCAUCAGCAUCGCCAGCUCGCCUUUCGUCCUGCUGCAGUUCACCACGGGAAAGUGGACACUUGGCAGCGCCACGUGCAAGAUGGUGCGAUAUUUUCAGCAUCUCACCCCGGGCGUCCAGAUCUAUGUCCUCCUCUCCAUCUGCAUAGACCGGUUCUAUACCAUUGUCUAUCCCCUGAGCUUCAAGGUGUCCAGGGAAAAAGCCAAGAAAAUGAUUGCAGCGUCAUGGAUCUUCAACGCAGCCUUUGUGACCCCCGCGUUUUUUUUCUACGGCUCCAGCUGGGACCAUCAUUGUAAUUAUUUCCUCCCUUCCUCGUGGGAGGGAACUGCCUAUACUGUCAUCCAUUUCUUGGUGGGCUUUGUGAUCCCAUCUGUCCUCAUAAUCCUAUUUUACCAGAAGGUCGUAAAGUAUAUUUGGAGAAUAGGCACUGAUGGCCGAACUGUGAGGAGGACAAUGAACAUUGUCCCAAGGACAAAAGUGAAGACGGUCAAGAUGUUCCUCAUUUUGAACCUAUUGUUUCUGCUCUCCUGGCUGCCUUUUCAUGUGGUCCAGCUGUGGCACCCCGAGGAACGAGACUAUAAGAAAAGUUCCCUUGUGUUCGCAGCAAUCACGUGCAUAUCCUUUAGUUCUUCAGCCUCUAAGCCUACUCUGUAUUCCAUUUAUAAUGCUAGUUUCAGGAGAGGAAUGAAAGAGACCUUUUGCAUGUCCUCGAUGAAAUGUUACCGAAGCAAUGCCUACACUAUCACAACCAGUUCGAGGAUGGCCAAAAAGAACUAUGUGGGAAUUUCAGAAAUCCCUCCCAUGGCCAAAACGAUAACCAAAGACUCAAUCUAUGAUUCCUUUGACAGAGAAGCCAAGGAAAAGAAACUUGCUUGGCCCAUUAACUCAAAUCCACCAAACACUUUUGUCUAAAAUCUCACAAUUCUUUCGAUUGUUGUU